Molecule: messenger RNA, 930 nt
Organism: Sus scrofa (pig)
Lineage: Eukaryota; Metazoa; Chordata; Mammalia; Artiodactyla; Suidae
Product: vomeronasal type-1 receptor 4
Biological process (GO): G protein-coupled receptor signaling pathway
Cellular component (GO): membrane
Molecular function (GO): pheromone receptor activity
Source: RefSeq, a predicted model, not a curated record
AUGCAUUUUCAGAAAGACAUCCUAGGAACCACAAGCCAGGCAGCUCUGAAAACCCUGUAUCUUUUACAGAUGGGGGUUGGGUCUCUGGCCAAUGUCAUUCUCUUCUUCCACAACAUCUCUCCCAUCCUGCUUGGCCACAAGCAGAGGCCCACAUACACGAUCCUCAGUCACAUGGCUGUGGCCAAUCUCAUGGUUCUUUUCUCCUCUGGGAUUCCCCACAUAAUGACGGCUUUUGUAUGGAGGAAACCCCUGUCCAGUCUUGGGUGUAAGUGUGUCUAUUACCUACAGAGGGUGUCUCGCAGCACCACCCUGUGCUCCACCUGUGUCCUGAGCACCUGUCAGUUCCUCACUCUCAUGCUGGGGAGAGCAGAGAGGACAGUGCUGAGAGGAAGAGUCUUCAGGUUCACUGGUUCCUUCUGCUGCAUCUGCUGGGUAUCGAAUGUCUUAAUGUACAUCGAUGUUCCUCUGAGAAUAGCAGGUUCACAGCACACACACAACUACACCGAUACCCAAGGAAGCUGGUUCUGCUCUUCCUCAGCUCCCAAUCCAGGCCUUGGCUAUUUGUGGUCCAUCUCUGAUGUCGUGUUUAUUGGCCUCAUGGCAUGGUCCAGUGGCUCCAUGCUGCUUCUCCUGCACAGACACCACCAGAGGGUGCAGUAUAUACACGGCCCCACUGGAUGCCAUCAGUACCUCCCUGAGGACAGAGCCACCCGCACCAUCCUGAUGCUGGUGGUCGCCUUUGUCUUCUUCUCUGUGCUGAAUUCUAUUUUUGCUUCUUAUAUCAGUGCCUUCUCUGAUUUUCAUCUGCGGUUGCUACAGACCUCUAGUUUCUUGGUUUCAUGUUUUCCCACCAUUUCCCCCUUCCUGCUGCUCCUGAGGGACCCUAGACCUCUUAAAUUAUGCUCUUGGGUUGUUGGAAAUCAUGCUUAA